This is a messenger RNA of Penicillium verhagenii, 603 nucleotides long. RefSeq lists its product as uncharacterized. The record is from RefSeq and is a predicted model, not a curated record. The coding region runs from base 1 to 603 and encodes 200 amino acids. The transcript has a single exon. NCBI's taxonomy places the organism in Eukaryota, Fungi, Ascomycota, Eurotiomycetes, Eurotiales, Aspergillaceae.
AUGUCACCGUACAAUACCAGGAAACGAAAAUCCAACUACUCUACCACUGACUCGGUGGAUUUUUUGAACAAUACGCGCGCGCGUCGAAGACACACCACCAACAAUGACAGUAUCUACGAUCUACCUACAUCACCGACCCCUUUGACAAGUCGCUCCGAAGGACGCUCCGCACUCGAACGAGACCGCCAAAGCAACUCCCCAAUAACAUCCCCGGCAACAUCUAGCGAGGCUGGCCAAGAGCAACUUCAUGCAUCUCUCGCGCAGAGCCAAGAACAACCAGAGUCGCCGUCUGGGUCAAAUAGAGAGAUACCCAACUCAUAUUCCGGUAAUGAAGAGAUUGACAGCGCAUCUGGAUCUGGGAAUGAUGAUCAGGAGCAUCCACAGUCAUCUCCCGAGCUCAAUCAAGAGCAACCCAAGUCGUCUGGCGAGUCCAAGAAAGAGCUACCUGAGUCAUAUUCCGAAAAUGAAAAUUCAGAGAGUCCACCCAAACCUAGUCACGAGGAAAGCGAAGGCGAGAACAACCAAGGUGGAGAUGAAAGUGAUCAAGACGAUACCCAAGGAGAGGAGGAGGUAGAAGACAGCGACGGCGAAAGGUACCCUUAA